UGACGUAGCUCUGUAAGCGCGUAGGAUACUGCUUAUUCGUGAUCAGUGUGGUGUUUGAACAGUACUCCGAGUCGCUGCAAAGCUGUGUGGUUGAUUCGUUUGUCAAUUUAAAGAUGUCUUCAACUGGUGUGACUCCGAAGAAACAGAGGAAAUCGGAAGGAUCUGCAGAAACGGAAGAAGACAGGGACUAUGACAACGAGACACAAAAAGCAUUGGAGGAGAUAGACGCAUGUCAGAAUGAAAUCGAUGCUUUGAAUGAGAAAGCUAGCGAGGAAAUCCUGAAAGUUGAACAGAAGUACAACAAACUGCGGAAACCAUAUUUCGAGAAAAGGAAUGAAAUCAUCAAAAGGAUACCCAACUUUUGGGUAACCGCUUUUGUCAACCACCCUCAAAUUGCAGCAAUAUUGGAAGAAGAGGAGGAGGACUGUCUUCACUACCUUACAAAGUUGGAAGUUGAAGAAUUUGAAGACAUCAAAUCAGGUUACAGGAUAAAUUUUCAUUUUGAAGAGAAUCCCUACUUUGAAAAUGCUGUACUCACCAAAGAAUUUCACUUGGGAACAACUGGGGAUCCAGCAUCACAGAGUACUCAGAUUAGGUGGAAAGAUGGCCAUGACUUAACAAAGAAAGCAAAAGAGAAGACUGCAGCCAAAGGAAGGAAAAGAGAUCUUGAUCAGAAAACAUUUUUCCAUUGGUUCAUAGAUCAUGGAGAUCCAGCUGCUGAUGACAUUGCGGAGGUUAUAAAGGACGAUAUGUGGCCAAAUCCUUUGCAGUAUUACUUGGUUCCAGAUAUUGAAGUUGAAAACGGUGUUGAGGGUGAAGAUGGCAGUAUGUAUGCUGCUGCUAGUGAAGAUGAAGGAGAUGACUCUGUGGUUGUUGUGGAAGACAUGGAAGAAGAAGAUGAGGAAGCAGAGGCAGAAGGUGAGGGAGAUGAUGAUUGCGAUGUUUUGGUGGAAGAGGAAGAGGAAGAUGAUGAAGAGGAUGAUGAUGAUGAAGAGGAAACUGAAGAAGUGGGUGAGGAAGAGGAGGUUGAAGGUGGCGACGAGUGAACGUUUUACGGGUUUCAGUGACUGAAAGUGUGUACUGAAAAUCAGUGAUGGACAAUUGUGGAGGAUUCCAAACCAGCACAGUCCCUGGCAGUGAGGCAUUAAUGUGUAAUAACAAUUGUAAAUUAUUAAAAACUGAAGUGAUCGGACGUAACGUGAAAGAUGUGCUGCUGUAGUAGUCAUUUUCUUGACGUGAGUGAGUGACUGAUCUUAAAUAAUGCUCAUAAACUUAAUGUUGGGUGUGCUGAUCCUGCAUUUUAUGUUGUAGAGAUAUAUUUUAAACUGUUUGUGUGCCACGCCUCUUUGCAACUGCCUGAUAUAUCACAAUUUUAAUGUAUAACCAAUGCCAGCUGUUUUAUAAAAUCAGACCAUCAUGCUGCAGAAAAUGGCACCUACAUGAUAAAUGAAAAGGUAGAGGUAAGGGGCACAUUUUGUAUGCCAGAUGGAAAUGUCAGACAGACUCUCACUACCAUUCUCCUCAGUCCCCACCCUCCACCCACUUUUCCACCUACCAACUGUUGUUUGUUCAUUAGUUUUCACUGUGGUCUUACUUAAUACCAUUGUUUAUCCCUCCCUCCCCUCCCCAGCAUCCCUUGCCCCCCUUGUCUAUGUUAAAUUUUUGUUGGUGAAUGAAAAAAAAAAAAAAGAUUGUGGAAGUGUAGUAUAGUGUUAAUAUAUUACUUUCGCCUAAAAUAACAGUUCAGUAAUAUAUUAUGUUUGAAAUUAGUUCUACAGAUCAUGUUGUUUUAUUUUGUUUGAAGUAAGUAUUAUGAACAUGAUGUUCAGUCACUGAAAAUGUUCCGACAGUAGAUUCAAGAGUAUAUUUAUCUGCCCACCAUCCCCUUGGGGAACUUACCCAGAGUAAAAUUUGAUUGUUCAUGUUGUUUUUGUACUUGAUUUUGUCCAAUUAUUGAUUCUAUCUCCAUUAUUAAAGAUGAAAGGUAAUAUUAUUGCCAUUCCACUAAUCAAUAUUUUUAUUGUCAAAUGUGUUUUUUGGCAAGUAGAUAAAAUUUAGGAUAGUUCCCAUAUUUUCCAUUAAAAAUAUGUUGGACACUACCUAUUUUCCAACUGUUCUCAUUUAGAUACUUCAAUCCAGAUUAAUUUUCUGUUCUUUCUCCUUUAAAUUUACUCACAUUUUUGGUACUUGUCAAAACAAAUAUGACAACGAAAGCAAUCGAUUAUUGAUAACAUUAUUUAACUGGAUAGCCCUGAAAGCUCUUCAAUCACAACAGUCGUUUGUGUGUGUGUUUGUGUGUGUGUGUGUGUGUGUGUGUGUGUGUGUGUGUGUGUGUGUGUGUGUGUGUUGUGCCACCGCUUGCAAAAGAAAUGGUGUUCUAUCAUCCAUUUUUAAUUUUUUACAUUUCUGUGAUCCCAUAAUGACCUGUCCUAAUGGAUUUAUUUUGUGGAGAUCAGUUACUUGCAAAGAAGUGAAGUGGUAUCUAUUCCACACCUGUGGAAGGCGUUUCUGCCUUUCGUGUAACUUUCUUCCCUCUUAGUGACUUUGCAAAACAUACAAUGUUUUGCCAUCCAUUUUUUAAAUUUUUUACACUUCUGUGGUCCCAUAUAAUUCAUUCUUAAUGAAUUUAUUUGGUGGCUAUCAGUUACUUGCAAAGAAGUAAAAUGGUUUUCACUCCACAUUUGUGGUGUCUAGCUUUUGAAAAUAAUGCUUCAUAGCGCUUGAUGGGAAACAUUUUUCACACAGUUCUAAUAUAUUACAGGGUUGGUUUUCACUAAGCUUUUUUAUUUAAAAUACAUUAAAAUUGUGUAUAUUCAUUACCUAAAUCCUCUCUGAAAGCACAACAUCUUUUUCCUCACUUUCCUUGUAUUUAAAGCAGUAUAAUUUUAAGCUCCUACUGUUCUUUGUAGAAAACUUGCAUGGUUAGAUAAACCAUUGCCAAUGUUUUGUGCCAUGCAUUUGUUUUUCAGAUGCAGUGUGUGGCAUUAAAACUGAUUUCCAAGGAUACUUUGUUUUAAAUUUUGUUUCUAAAAAGAAUAGCAAACUUAGAAAGUUGUUAUAGCGGUUUCUCUACCCUUAUCAUUAAUGAAGUGUUUUGUAUUCAGGAUUCUAUCGCAAUUCUCAUGACUUCAAAAGGGAGUCUGGUUGCUAUGAACAUACACAACUAAUACUCUUUGUAGUUGCUGUAGUUAUAUUGAUUUUCCACCGUGAGAUGGUUGCCAUCGAAAACAUUUGUCUUAAACUUUCACACAAGUAAUCAGUUUGUUACUAAAAAUCUAUAAAUGUUUACAUAAUUUUAUAAAAUUUGUUAGUAUCAUAUGGAAGUAUACUGCACAGUGAUUUACCAACAACUAUAAACACACUGGCUUCACAUCACUUCUCUUCAACAGUAAACAUGUUAAAGGAUUAUAUUGACAAGUGCCACUUUGGUACUGCUACAGUAUUGUUAAACUUUCAGGUUCUCAAUUAGUUGGGACAUUUGGAUUUGUUCUCUUGUGGAUUUUUCUCCCCUGUGUGAAUAUGUGGUGGUUUUAAUUUUUUGCAGUUGCAGUUGUUCCUUGAUUUUGUUUGAAGAAUAGCAACUUAAUAUGGUUAAGGAUAACAAUUUGUGAUGAAACUACUUUCUUGUAAGUUCCCGUAUUGUUAUGAUUGAUGUUUAUCUGGAAGUGAAUAGGCAAAUGUGCUUUAUGGUAGGAGGAAAAGAAGAGCAUGUGCAAAAUGUUUCCAUUAUGUUGAGCAUUUACAUUCUGUUAAAAGUGAAGUUACAGAUAUUGCUGCCAAAGUAUUAUAUGUAUUCUUUGUCUGAGCAUUAAGUUUACUCUUCGCAUUUGUGAAGAUUGGAACUGUGGGAGGCAUGUGAAAUGACGAACAUGGUAAUAACUUUCACUGUUGAAGUACAUUCCUCUGAAAGGUUGAAAAGAAAUUUGUGGCAUUUCAGAAGUACUAAAUUUCUCCAAAUUCAGAUGCAGAGGUAGCCAUCUGUACUUUAGUUGCUGUCAGUUUCAGGAAAUUUAUUAACUGUAUUUUUAAAUAAAUAAUUUUGAUACCCUAUAAUAAUAGUAAAUGUUGAAAUCAGUGUUCCCAAAAGAUGUAGUAACUGUAAGGUAUUGAAGAUAUUAGGUAAUAGUCUAGUUGUAAUUUUCUGCAUAGUGAGUUCAUGAGUUCUGUAAAUCUGUUCUGUAUGCACAAUGUAAAAUAUGAUAUACAGAUUUUUUAAGAAAAAGAAAAUCAAAAUGUACUGUGUACCUUCACUUUAUUUUGGAAUGCUUUAUUUGACUCACAAAUAAGUUGUUUAUGUAUAAAAACUAUCCAUGAGCAGAAUGGAAAAAUGUAACUUUUUAAAUUUUUUUUAUAAUUACUCCAUAAAUUCAUAAAAUGGAAGUGUGGUACCGACCCCCCCCCCCCCCCCCCCGCGCUCUCUCUCUCUCUCUCUCUCUCUCUCUCUCUCUCUCUCUCUCUCUCUCUCUCUCUCUCUCUCUCUCUCUCUCUCUCUCUCUGUGUGUGUGUGUGUGUGUGUGUGUGUGUGUGUGUGUGUGUGUGUGUGUGUGUGUGUGUGUGUGUGUGUUGGUGGGGUGGGGAGAGCUCACAAUAGUCCCCACGCCCCACCCUUACACAUUUCUGUGCCAAUUUCCUGUGCCCGUCGCAGCUUUCCCAGUAUUAGUUGUACAGUGUGUUUAAGUGUACUAUUAUGGAAGCCAUACAAAAUUCUACAUGAAUUUACUAUCAUGAUGAUUAUAGUAGCUUUAAAUCCUACAUGUAAUAAAGUAAUUCUUUAUAUAACAAGACAAAACUUGCAGAAAAGUCAGUUGCUAAUCAUCUGCACAAGUAUUUCAGUGAGCUGUAAUUCGAAUAUGAGAGAUCAUUUAAAAUACUGUAUGGUAUUUAUUUCACUGUGUCUUCUGAUCUUUUUUAAUGUGAUCUGAAAUGUUUUAUCAGUAGUUCCACAUAGAAUGUUGAAAAAUCUAGCAACAUGUGCUGUCUGUGUGAAAAUAGGUAAGUAUGCUGUUGAAUGUAAUCAAAAGUGGUAAACCUCUGAGAAAAAUUGUGUACCUACAAUGCCUGUUUGAGAUUCUUUAUGGCCUGUUUAGUUUUUUUUUUUUAUCUGAUAUGCAGGGCCAGUGAUGGUUGCAUUCCACUUAGCUGUAACACACCUUGCUGAGCAUUACUGCAGUAAGACUGAAAUUCAAUUAAAAAUAAUUGAGGUGGAAAACUUCUUCCUGUCUUAGUCUUAAAUUUUUUUCGGUAUUUCAUAGUAAGCGGGAAACGUAGGAUAAGAAUAUUUUUAAAAAUUUUUAAGUGAACUAUCAGCGUUGUGAUAGGCAUGAUUUCAAAUUCAUGUACUUAUGAAAAUUUUUUGAUAAAGAAAAACAAAAGUACUUCAA
Molecule: messenger RNA, 5381 nt
Organism: Schistocerca gregaria
Lineage: Eukaryota; Metazoa; Arthropoda; Insecta; Orthoptera; Acrididae
Gene: Set
Product: protein SET
Exons: 7
Coding region: 114-1046 (310 amino acids)
Biological process (GO): nucleosome assembly
Cellular component (GO): nucleus; chromatin
Molecular function (GO): histone binding; chromatin binding
Source: RefSeq, a predicted model, not a curated record